Molecule: messenger RNA, 1225 nt
Organism: Aspergillus campestris IBT 28561
Lineage: Eukaryota; Fungi; Ascomycota; Eurotiomycetes; Eurotiales; Aspergillaceae
Product: ESCRT-II subunit protein SNF8
Exons: 2
Coding region: 1-789 (262 amino acids)
Biological process (GO): protein transport to vacuole involved in ubiquitin-dependent protein catabolic process via the multivesicular body sorting pathway
Cellular component (GO): ESCRT II complex
Source: RefSeq, a predicted model, not a curated record
AUGUCCUCCCGCCGCGGCGUCGGCCUCGGCGCCUUCGCCAACCGCACCCAAACCAGCCAAUCCUACGCCAACCACGGCGCCAACCUGCGCUCAACGCACCUCUCCUCGCUCCAAACGCAGCUCUCCGUCUUCCAAUCCCUCCUGCACACCUUCGCACUCGAGCACAGCUCCACCAUAAAAUCCAACCCGACCUUCCGUGCCGAGUUCGCGCGCAUGUGCAACACCAUCGGAGUUGACCCGCUGGCGGCCAGCAACGUCAAGGGCAAGAGCGCGCGGAAGGGCCUCGGCGAGAGCGCCAGCUUCUGGACGCAGAUUAUGGGCGGCGAUAUGAACGAUUUCUAUUUCGAGGUUGCGGUGCGGGUUGUGGAGUUGUGUUUGGGGACGAGGAGUGAGAACGGGGGGUUGAUUGGGGUGGAGGAGUGUCGGAAGAGGGUGGGGAAGGGGAGGGCGAUUGGGAGUGGGUUGGAGGUUACUGACGACGACGUCCUCCGCGCCGUCAAAUCCCUCGAGCCCCUCGGCUCCGGCUUCACCAUCAUAACCGUAGGAAACAAGCAAUACAUCCGGUCGGUCCCGAAAGAGCUCAACACCGACCAGGCGACCGUUCUCGAAGCGAUUCAAGUCCUCGGCUACGUGAGCAUCUCCAUGCUGCAGCUGAACCUGAAGUGGGAGAAGGCGCGCGCGCAGACUGUCAUCGAUGAUCUGUUGGCGGAUGGACUCGUCUGGCUGGAUGCGCAGGGCGAGGAGAAUGAGUACUGGUCGCCUCAGAAUCUAUUGGGUGAUAUGGGUUGAGGCUCUGUUGGCUUGUGGACUUAGAUGUCUGUCUGAUCUCGACCCGGUUUGUAUUCUGGAUUGUGGGGUUUUCCUGCCUGCUAUAUAUAUAUAUAUUCCUACGGUCCUCUGAGGCCUAUCGGUAGGUGCGGAAGCAUUCAAGGCCUGCGGAGACAGGCCGCGCCUUAUUCUGUCGAGCCAACGCGCUACAGAACAAGCAAGCGCCGAGCCAGCAUCGGGGUGGGGGAGAUGUUACUUCUCAACAUGUGCUGCUCAAAGCCCAGCAACACUUCAAGUUUUCGAUGUAUAAAAGAGGCGGAAUACGGUGCUAAGCUCAAGAGAAAGAACUGGAAAAACUGCACUCUAUUGAUACCCACUCCUACUAUACUAAACCAUCCCAAGCCAGCCAGCUCUGUAUACAAUACGCACUGGCUGGGUCAUCUCCCAUCUCAGCAAU